CAGAGAAGAGGGCUAUUUCUGCUAGGACAGUCUCAGAAAGCCCCAGUGUGCGCGGGCGUGUGUGUAUGUGUGAGUUUGUGUGUGUGUGGGGGGGGAAGGUUUAUGAAACUCGAGAGUUCUUUGUCUGCCUCACAGGGACUUUCCCUCUUCUGGUUGUGGGCAGAGUGGACCAGAUUGAGUUCCCUACGGAGCAGGAGAGGGUGACAGAGAAAAGCUUUAUGGCUUUAGUUAAGGUAGCCAGGUAGCUUAGCCGUCGGUCAUAUCUGUUCUUCCCCCUAGGUCAAAAGUCAGUAUGCUGUGCAGUCAAAAGGCCAGAGCUUAGACCACCGUCAGGCCUCUUUUGGGCUGGGUACUGGGUCGGACUACUUUUGGGUUGGUACUAGGUUGGUUGUUGGGGGUGCGGGGCAGACCACUCCCCUCUCUGGGUGGGGGGGCGCGGCUUCAGCCGCCCCGCCCCACUCUUCCAGGUCCGGCCUGGCGGGAGCCGGGAGCGCGGAGCCGGGAGCCCGGAGAGGACUGGAGAUCCAGAGUUCUCUCGCAGCGAGGAAGUAGGCACGCUGGAGCCGGAGCCCGACCAAAGUGGGAGCAGCGGCGCAGGUGACGCUGGAGAUCCAUGCACUCGCCGAGGACGCGAACACACGUGCGCUCAGGAAAGGACAAGCAGAGCGAGAUCCCGUAGCAGUCCCAGAGGCAGUGCCACCGGCCCGCGCGACCCCCGUAGAGGUUGCCCUGGAGGCCCCUGGCCAGGCCUGAGCCUCUGCCACCAUGGCCAUUGUGCACACUCUGCCAGUGCCACUGGAGCCCGCACGUGAGACAGCCACUGCCCCACAAGCUCCAGCAAUGGGUAGCGUGAGCAGUCUUAUCUCAGGCCGGCCCUGUCCCGGGGGAUCUGCUCCUCCACGCCACCAUGGUGUCCCUGGGCCCACCUUCUUCCGCCAGCAGGAUGGGCUGCUACGGGGUGGCUACGAGGCUCAGGAACCACUCUGCCCAGCUGCGCCACCCAGGAAGGCUGUCCAAGGCACCAGCUUUACCUAUAUCAAUGAGGACUUCCGGACAGAGUCGCCUCCCAGCCCAAGCAGUGAUGUUGAAGAUCCCCGAGAGCAGCGGGCAAACAAUGCCCACCUCCGUGGGCCCCCACCAAAGCUCAUCCCAGUCUCUGGAAAGCUGGAGAAGAACAUGGAGAAAAUCCUGAUCCGGCCAACAGCCUUCAAGCCAGUGCUACCCAAACCUCGCGGGGCACCAUCCCUACCUGGCUUCCUGGGUCCUCGAGCUGCUGGGCUGUCUGGGAGUCAGGGCAGCCUGACACAGCUGUUUGGGGGGCCAGCCUCCUCCUCCUCUUCCUCUUCCUCCUCUGCUGCUGACAAGCCCUUGGCACUGAGUGGCUGGGCUAGUGGCUGCCCAUCCGGGACACCGUCAGACUCUGGUCGCAAUUCUUUAUCCAGCUUGCCCACCUACAGCACCGGAGGUGCUGAGCCGACCACCAACUCCCCAGGUGGGCACCUGCCCUCCCACGGCCCCAGCCGAGGGUCACUGCCUGGUCCAGCCCGAGGGGUCCCUACUGGGCCCUCCCACUCGGACAGUGGACGAUCCUCCUCCAGCAAAAGUACGGGUUCCUUGGGGGGCCGUGUAGCUGGGGGUGUCUUGGGCAGUGGUGCCCGGGCCUCCCCUGGCAGCAGUUCCGGUGGAGACCGCUCUCCGCCCCCUCCGCCCCCUCCGCCCCCUUCGGAUGAGGCCUUGCUACACUGUGUCCUGGAAGGGAAGCUUCGAGACCGAGAGGCAGAGCUGCAGCAGCUGCGGGACGGUAUGGAGGAGAGUGAGGCUACCGUGUGUCAGGCAUUUGGGGCGCGGCAGAGGCACUGGCCACGGGAGCGGGAGGACUGUGCAGCCCAGGCGCAGCAGGCCACACAGCGUGUCCAGCGGGCCCAACAGCUGCUGCAGCUGCAGGUGUUCCAGCUGCAGCAAGAGAAGCGCCAGUUGCAGGAUGACUUCGCACAGCUGCUGCAGGAGCGAGAGCAGCUGGAGCGCCGCUGCGCUACCUUUGAGCGGGAGCAGCGGGAACUCGGGCCGCGGCUGGAGGAGACCAAAUGGGAGGUGUGCCAGAAAUCCGGUGAGAUCUCCCUGCUGAAGCAGCAACUGAAAGAAUCUCAGGCGGAGCUGGUACAGAAGGGCAGCGAGCUGGUGGCGCUGCGCGUGGCCCUUCGAGAGGCCCGGGCUGCCUUGCGGGUCAGUGAGGGUCGGGCCAGGGGCCUGCAGGAGGCAGCCCGAGCUCGGGAACUCGAGCUAGAGGCCUGCUCCCAGGAGCUACAGCGGUACCGCCAGGAGGCUGAGCGGCUCCGGGAGAAGGCUGGGCACUUGGAUGCUGAGGCAGCGGGACUCCGGGAACCCCCUGUACCCCCCGUGGCCCCGGCCACCACUGACCCUUUCCUCCUGGCAGAGAGUGAUGAGGUUAAGGUGCAGAGGGCAGCAGCUGGGGCAGGGGGGAGCCUGCGGGCUCAGGUGGAACGGCUGCGCCAAGAGCUCCAGCGGGAACAGCGGCGAGGAGAGGAGCAGCGCGACAGCUUUGAGGGGGAGCGGCUGGCCUGGCAGGCGGAGAAGGAGCAGGUGAUCCGCUACCAGAAGCAGCUGCAGCACAACUACAUCCAGAUGUACCGGCGCAACCGGCAGCUGGAGCAGGAACUGCAGCAGCUCAGCCUGGAGCUGGAGGCCCGUGAGCUUGCUGACUUGGGCCUGGCUGAGCCAGCCCCCUGCAUCUGUCUGGAGGAGAUCACUGCCACUGAAAUUUAGAGCUUUGCAAGGGGCGAGCCACAGGACCACCUGGGUCCCCGGAUCCACUGAGCACUCCAGGUCCCAGAGCCAAAGGGCCUCUGCCAAGCGUUCGGGUGGCCUUGUGACUUGAGUUCCGUUUCGCUGUCACCCAGAGGCUCCUACCCAUGCCACCAUUUCACUCCCCGGCUGUCAGCGCCACUGCCAGCCUUGUUUGCCCACAGAUGUUUGCGGGGCUACCCCAUCUCCACAUUCUACCUGCCUGAAGCCAGAGAGAGCCAGAUGGCACCAGCUGCUCCAGAUGUGCCUGCCCCCAACAUGCCCACGAGGAGGGGCGGGGCUAGGACUGGGGUUUGAUCCCCGUGUCCAGCUCUGCAAGCCCCUUCUGGGCUGAGGGGGCUGAAGUCAGACCAAAGGAAGAACCCAGCAAUGUCUUGUUUAUUUGUGUUUGUGACCAAGCAGCCCCUCCUGUUACCAGGUUUAUGGCCUCGUUUUCACUUGUAUAUUUUUCACAUGUAAAUUUCUUGUACAAACCCAAAGAAAACAUUUAAAAAAAUUGUUUUUUUUAAAAAAGUAUGCUGGAUAAAGAACCACAGGGAACUUG
Molecule: messenger RNA, 3367 nt
Organism: Alexandromys fortis (reed vole)
Lineage: Eukaryota; Metazoa; Chordata; Mammalia; Rodentia; Cricetidae
Gene: Lzts2
Product: leucine zipper tumor suppressor 2
Exons: 6
Coding region: 766-2784 (672 amino acids)
Biological process (GO): cell division; negative regulation of canonical Wnt signaling pathway
Source: RefSeq, a predicted model, not a curated record